This is a messenger RNA of Galleria mellonella (greater wax moth), 4679 nucleotides long. RefSeq lists its product as uncharacterized. Gene Ontology annotation, molecular function: ATP hydrolysis activity; ATP binding; ATP-dependent DNA damage sensor activity. The transcript has 11 exons. Lineage: Eukaryota; Metazoa; Arthropoda; Insecta; Lepidoptera; Pyralidae. Gene Ontology annotation, biological process: mismatch repair. Gene Ontology annotation, cellular component: mismatch repair complex. The record is from RefSeq and is a predicted model, not a curated record. The coding region runs from base 365 to 4243 and encodes 1292 amino acids.
AACGUCAAAAUAAAAACAAAUUGUCAUAUCAAAUUGUCAAUUACAUCGAAUUUUAAAAUUCAAAAGUAUUUAAAAACUCAUUUCUAAAUUUUAAUCUCAGAUUUUAAUAUGGUGACGUAAAAUUAUUAUUUUAUUAUGACCAACCUCUGUAUUAGAAAUUACUGCGAAAUAAAAUUUAUUACAUACUAUGUAUUCUGCUCAAUUCCAUACAGGCGCUAUAGAUAAUACUUGUACUCUCAGAAUUAGUACCUAAAUACUAUAGAAUGAGGUUUACAAUUCUUUGGAUGCUGGUUCUACUUCAAUUGCCAUAAGAGUCCACAUCGAGGAAAAUAAAUUACAGGUCAUUGACAAUGGACAAGGAAUUAUGGAAAGUGAUUUUAACUUACUUGGACAAAGAUACACUACAAGCAAAUGUGUCGACUUAAGUACAUUGAAAGCAGCUGCCAAUACUUAUGGUUAUCAAGGUUUAUCUUUAGCUAAUAUUGUCAAUAUUUCUCGAAAUGUUAAGAUAACCUCUAGAUAUGAAAAUAAUGAGGAUACAUGGUUGAAAAUAUUUUAUAAAGGUAAAACAAAAGAGUUAACUAAAACAUCUGUAAGACCAUCAAAAGGAACUACAGUUGAAGUGAAAGGAUUUCUUUACAAUCUCCACAUUCAAAGUAAGUCAGUUCACACAUUGAAUGAACUGAAUGAAAUAAAAACAUUUAUGCAACAAUUUUCAUUGAUACAUUGUAAUGUGUCAUUGAGUUUGAGAGAUGAUGCAAAAAAUGAAAUAAUUUUCCAAGCUCAUAAGAACAGAGAUAUGUGUCAAUCCAUACAGUUAUUAUUUAAUAUUGAUCCUCAAGAUAUACAACAGUUUAGAGUUGAGAAAAAUCAGUACAAAGUAACAGCUUUUAUUGGAAAAAAAUAUGAAGAUGGACAUACUCAUUGGAUUUAUUUGAAUGGGAAGUUCCUUUCUAAUAGUACAUUACAUAAAAUAAUAAAUGACAAUCUGAAAAAAUCUUGGAAGACUUCAAAAAAUGUUAAAACAAAGAAAACAGAAAAUGAAGAUCUAUAUUUAUUAAAAAACAAAAUACCAUUUUAUGUUAUAUUAUUGUCAUGCCCAUAUUAUGACUAUCACAUUAGUAAUACACCAAAACACACAAUAUUAGAAUUCAAAAGUUGGGAUGAAAUUACUAAAUUAUUGGAAAAGUUAAUAAAAUUUUACACGGGUGAUAAUAAUUUUGUAAAACAACUAAAACCACUUAAGAAAAUUGAAAAAAAUAAAGUUGAUGACACAAGAGAACAAGUUAGAAAAAUUGUAGAAAGACUUUUGAAAAAUAAUCCUAAAAUUGGAGUCUCCCAGAUGAACAAUGGUGUGAAAGGUAAAUUAAUAAAACGGAAGAUUAAAAAGAAACUACCAAACAUAAGCCUGUCAAAAGUUAUACCUCCUAAAACAGUUCCUGCGAUAAUACCACACAAGAUAUCAGAAAAUCUAGAGUAUUCAAAUGAAAGUCAUGACAGUAAUAUGCAUGCUGGAAAUAAAGUUGAAAAGGAUUUUAAUGUACCUAAAAAGAAAUCAAAAAGAAGGAAAAGACUUAAAUCAAAAAUAGGAUUAAAUAAAGUAUCAAAUAAAAUGGAUUUCAACUCUAAGAUGAAUGACAAAAUACCCGCAAAUAAAGAACUCGAUUCAGAUAUUUUUUUACCAACUAUAAAUUCAAUUAAAUCUGAAGAAAAAUAUAUAAAUAAGAAGUGUUUUAAAAAUAUACCUUUGAAUAAAAAGUUAAAUAGUAUUGAGACAUGUGACAUGGUAGAUAUUUCUAUGCAACAUUCUCCAAGCUGUGUAAGUAUAAGUGAAAUGACAAAGAGUAGAAACAAACUGUCUAAUGAUGUAACAGAUCAAAUAAAUGUUUCAGCAUGGAAGAAAAUUGAUGAAACCAUUAUCCAUGACUAUUUACCACAUCCUUUAAAAUGUACUCAACUGUCUCAUAUUAACCAUAAUUUAAACCAAGAGAGCAAAAACAAUCAGAACCAUAUAUCUUCACACAAUCUUUUAAAGACUGUUUUAAAUACUCAAAUUUGUAAUAUAUCUAACAUACCCAAAUAUAAUAGUCCCCAUACUCCUAGAUUGGCAGAUCAACCUUGGAAUUUUAAACUGAAAGCAAGUAUUAAAUCUUCAAAUUGUACGCAUAAUGGUAUAUUUCUGUCUAAAUUUACAUAUGAGAGCCACAAUUACAAUAAACAUAGCAUGCCACGAUCUAUACACACUUCAGAAAAGAAAAGAUCCAAAUGCCAAUUUAUUACAAUAAAUUCAAUGGAAAAGUUCCUCAAUUACAAAGAAACAUAUUCUUCCAUUUCUAAAAAGAAGAACUAUAAAAAGCAACGCAAAAUAAAAGGGAAGUUUAAUAAUGUAAAGGAACAAAUUGCAACAUGGAAAAAAAACAACAAUAGAAAUGACUUGCAAAAGUUAUCAUAUGGAAUUGAAUUUUCAAAAUAUAACAGUAGUCUAUUAUGUGACGAUUUUAUCCACGAAUAUAGAACUAAGAGAACAUCAUCAUUUGUUGGUGAUUUAAGAAAAAACAAAUCAAUAGAUUUAUUCUCUGAUAAAGAGAAUUAUAUAAGUAAUUCAGUUAAUGCCAAUAUAGGCCAUACUUACACCAUAUUAUCAAAAUGUAGUGUUACUGAAACUCAAAAAGUACUUAUUGAAAAUUGUGAUCUCUCAAAAGAUACAUAUAACUGUAACGAUAAAAAAAAUAAAAAUUAUAAAACUGAUUUCAAUAAAUUUUACAAUAACAAGUCAUCAAAUAGUGAUAUUUACAAAACUAAUGUGAUUAUUUCUACCAACAUUGAAUCUAUCACAUCUAUUAAGAAUAUUGAACCUGUCAAUGUUUGCGAAGCAAUUAUAAGUAAUAAUAGUGACGAUGUUGUAGAAAAAGAAUAUGAAUUAAAUUCAGAAUAUAAUAAACUACACAAUACACUUAGUAACGGCCAAUCAAAAAACAAUACUAUAAGUCAUGCACAUGAAAUAAAUGAUCUCAUUGUGGGUGAAAUUUCACACCACUUUCGAUCAUUUCCCGAAAGUGAUUAUAAAGAAACAGAAAAUCCAAUCAGGAUUAAUACUUUAAACGAAGAUCAAUCAAAAUAUGGAUACAUCAAUCAAGAAUUUAAUAAUCUACACCAUAAAAAUAUUGGUGAUGCUUUAGAUAAAGAUGUUAAUAAUUUCAACAUACAAACCAGAUAUAACUUUGUACCUAAAGGAUUAUCACCAAUUUUUCAAAACUGUUACACAAAUAAUGCAUGCAGCUACAAUCUUGAAAAGGAUUAUUUUGAAGAAAAUGUAUACCACAACUUUAUCAAUGACGUGUAUAUCAAUUGUGAAGUAUUCAAACCAAUACUACUGAAUAUCUCUGAUAUAAAUACUGCAGAUAUUGAAAGAGUCAAUACAAAACUUCACAAAGAAAACUCCUCCAUAACUUUUGAUGCAAUAGCAUUAAAAAGUGCUAAGGUUUUGGGUCAAGUAGAUUGUAAAUUUAUUGCAGCUAUUAUGAAAGCAAGUGAUAAAUCAACUGAUUACUUAGUCUUGUUUGACCAACAUGCUGUACAUGAACGGAUUAGAUUGGAGACAAACUUGUCAGAUUAUUUUAAUGGUUUUGAAUGGAAAAGUGUUAAAUUGGAUGAUAUUUUAGUCAAAUUAUCUGAGGAUGAGCUGCUUUAUGUACACAAUUACAAAGAUAAAUUUACUUCUUUUGGAUUGGCUUACACGAUUUUCAACAAAUAUGAAAUCUCUAUAAAUGCAAUACCAGAGGCUAUUCUUGGUAAAAAUUCUAGAUCGGUGGAAAAAGUGAUUGCUGCUGUAAAGAAUCUUAUUCUUGAAGAAAUUAAUACGAUAAAAUCACAAAAGGGCUGCAUUUCUAUGUAUCCAAAAUCUAUUAUGGACUUAGUUUUCAGUGAGGCAUGCAGAUACGCAGUAAAAUUUGGUGAUAAACUUUCAAAGGAUGAUUGCUCUUCAUUCUUACAAUCUCUAUCUGAAUGCAAAACACCUUUUCAAUGCGCACAUGGCAGACCAGUUAUGGCGGUACUAACGAAUAUUCAAUAUACUAAAAAUGAUUACAAGGUAAUAAGACACAUUUUUUUGUAUACUAUAUUUCUUCACUCUUUAACUUUAGUAGAUACCUGUCUCUGUAUACUUUCGAUGGAUCUAUUUUCAACGUAUAACAUAAUUAUUUACUACGUCCUUAUAAAAUUCUUAGUGGAAACUGUAUAUUAAUGCAUUUCACAAAAAAACUCUUUCACCUAGAGGUCAGCGUUAUUAGCUAGCGAUACUUUAUUAACGCUAUGUAUCAUUUAUCAUAAUAUAGAUAGUAAUUAUGGAUACUAUUCUUAAUUUAUGAUAGUAAUAAAUGCCUGCAUAUGCAUAUUUUUAUGCAUAUAAAAAUAUUUCAUAAAUAAUGGUAAAAUUUGAAUUAGUUUAAUUUUGAAGUAGAAAUAAGUAUUACGUUGUUAUAGACGGCACAUACAUUUUAUUCUUUGUUAAUUCUUUAAACAAAUUUGAUCUUAUUUCAAUUAAUAUUGCUUUGUAUGCACUUUCUUUCAGACAAAUGUUACCAAACUUAUAGCAUUUAAGGAUAAUGUUGCGAAUACUUUUAAAUGACUUAGAGUGAUAACAAAAACCAGAUGUAAGAUUAUUAAAAUACAUUAAACUA